Messenger RNA from Solenopsis invicta (red fire ant), 2075 nucleotides. Its product is annotated as regulator of microtubule dynamics protein 1. The coding region runs from base 975 to 1859 and encodes 294 amino acids. Gene Ontology annotation, cellular component: cytoplasm; mitotic spindle pole; spindle microtubule. Gene Ontology annotation, molecular function: microtubule binding. Lineage: Eukaryota; Metazoa; Arthropoda; Insecta; Hymenoptera; Formicidae. The record is from RefSeq and is a predicted model, not a curated record. The transcript has 4 exons.
AGGUUUUGUAUUUUAUUUUAUUAAAAUUUAUAUAAUUUUUUUAUAUUUCUUUAGUUUAAGAGAAAUAAGAGCCGCCAUCACAGUUUUCCCGAAGUUUUUAACAAGCACCGCGAAAAAGGCCGAGAGCCGCGCGACGUGCCCGAACAUUAAACUUUUAAUUUAAAUUUAUUUAAUUUUUUAAUGCAACUUUUAAUUAAUUUUACUUUUUGUACAACUUUUAAAUUUUGUAUCGCAAUUUAUUCAUCACACCUAUUAAAAAUUGUAAAUGCUAUCGAUGUCGAUCUGAUUGAUAUUUUUCGACGUAGAAAAGUUAACGACGCCAUCGACGUCGAGUCAGUGUCUUAUCAUUUCUCCAUGGGUGGGCUGUGCACAUGCCAGCAUUUUCUCCCGCGAUACCAGCGUGUUGCAAAAAGACUUUCAAACGAUAAAUACUUUUGCUAGUGCACAUGUACUGAUAUGCACCAGCCAGUACAAACCAUUCGUGUAUGUCAGUGCAUGUGCACCAGCAAAACGUUUUCUGUUUUACAAGUAAUUUUAUGUUUUGAAAUAGAAGAUGUAGAUAACUAUAUAAAAAUUUACACGCGCACGUUUUGUUGUGAUUAAAGCAAUUUUGCUUUAAAAGCAAUUUUACAAUAGCGUAAGUGUAGUGGUUAGUAGUUGUAAAUGUAAGUAUUGCAAAGCACAGUUUUCAUCCAUUAAUAUUAGUUUUAUCUUUAACCUUGUUAUAUAAGUAGGAAGUUAAACUGAGAUUAAAGUUAAUUAUUGAUCGAAAUGGACAUAUAAAUAAAAAUAUAAUUACUUCUUAUAAACACUUACAAGUUUAUAAUUGCUGUUGUAUUACAACAGCUCGAAUAGCUGUGCAACAGUUUGUACAUUACUCUUUAAGCUCCCAGUGUUACAUUGAAUUCAUCUAUAUAACCUACAUUUUCUUUAAAAUAACAGUUUGCCAAUUGUUAUCAAAAGUUAUAUACAAAAUGCUGCAAAGGUUAAAUCGCGUCACAAAUUGCAACAGAAUUCUUCAAAGAGCUGUUCUACAUAAAAAUGUUUAUCCAGCACGUAAGAGUGAAAAUAGUGUGCAAAUUGUCAGGAAGGUAACAAUAAUGUCACCAUUUACUGCAAUGGGAAUUUGGGAAGUCACAAAAAACAAUAGCCAAGAUGAAGACAAAAUCCAAAUUGCAACAAAGGAACUUCUUACUAAAGCAGAUAUGCUUUUUGAUCAGGGAGACUAUAGAGGUAUAUACAAUCUUCUGUCAAACUAUAAGGAUAAGAAAGACGUUGAAAUCUUGUGGCGUUUAAGUAGAGCCAUUUAUGAAAUGUCUAAAAUGGCCAGUGAUGUUGAAGGACAAAAGUUAACUUAUGAGGGAUACAAUUUGCUAUGUACAGCUCUUGAGAUUCAAGAAGAUCAUUAUGCUGUGCAUAAGUGGAUGUCUGCAUUUCUUAAUAGUAAAAGUAUUUUAGAAGGUACAAAGAUACGUAUAAAAGAAUCGUACAACAUAAAGAAGCAUAUACUGAGAGCAUUGGAAUUAAAACCUGGUGAUGCAAUGUUAUUUUACAUGAUUGGAUGCUGGUGCUACGAGAUUGCAAAUAUGCCAUGGUAUCAACGAAAAAUAGCAUCUAUCGUAUUUGCAGAACCACCAACUUCGUCCUGGGAAGAAUCGUUGUCAUAUUUUGAAAAUGCUGAGAAAAAUGAUCCAAAUUUUUAUAGUCGCAAUCUCCUGAUGUUAGGAAAGACAUAUUUAAAAUUGAAUCGUAAGGAAGACGCGAUAAAAUAUUUGAAAAAAGCCGCUGAAUUUCAUGCAAAGAAUGAUGAGGACCAAAAAACAAAACAAGAAGCACAAAAGAUAUUAAAUAGUAUUUAAAAACAGGGCAUGUAGAUAAAUACCUUCAAAUUGUAUUUUUUAUAUUAGAAAAUAUUAUUUAGUAGAUAUUUUUAUUAUUAUUUAAGAGAUAAAUUUAAUGUAUAAUAUUCUUACGACACAUUAGAAUGAUUAUAUGCUAUACUACAUUAUAAUUUUAUACUUAUAUAAUUGACAAGAUCAUCAUGUAUAAUAAUAAUAUAUGCUAAGUUUACAUUU